GCUGAUUGAUAUUCCGAAGGUCAGAGGUUUGUGAUGGAACUAUCAUCGCAGAAGCCACAGGCCUUGUGGCCACGCAUGAUUCUCGAGCAUGGAGUCUCAUGGCAAAGCGAAGAAGCCGAAACCAGUUGAUGGGAGGGCGGAGGCGCAAUAGCGCGAGAGCCAAAUGGGCCAUUGCAGCUGCUGGUUGUGUUUGGGUACGCCCUUGGUCGCCGGUGGCAUUCUCCAUGGCGGAGACCCAUUGUGGAGCACCACGAAGGCAUGCUCCAAACGACCUGGUGUGUCGAGGCAGAGCUCGUGAUGCAAUUUGUGGUGACAAAAGACCAGGACGCUGGGUGGGAGCUGGAUUCGUAGCCCUGGGUGUUUUUGGCUUCUUUGAGGGUGAUGAUGCCCAUGGCGACUCCAAGAGGCAGUCCAAAGGAUCCUUGAACCGGGGGCGCCGGCGCAAGAAUGAUCCUGAUGAUGCUUUAAAACGCCUCCUGUUGGAGGGUCCUGCGGAAGAUGAUUCGAUUAGGAGGACCAUCUCCGAUUGGUGGGAGAACCUGCCCCUCGUUGGCCAGUCGGAGUCAAGGAGGAAGCGGAGACAGAGAGAAGAGGUUCCCGAGCAUGGAGAAGCUGAUUCCAUUCGAAGGAGUAUCUCUGAGUGGUUUGAAAACCUCUCCUUACCUGGUCAGUCCGACUCAAAAAGAAAACGGAGAAGGGAACAUGACGAGGAGCAGAGCCCAGCAUCUGGUGAAGAUGCUGAAUCAGGCAUUUUUAACAUCCUCGCGUCUGUGAAGACCUCGGUGGUGGCUGCAGUGAUGGGCACAGGCCGUGCAGAGGAGAACAAAGCGCAAGAAGAAGCAAAGAAGGAGCCAAAGGAGUCCCUUGCACAGUUCUUGCCGGAGUUUCCAGCACCUACAGGCCUUUUUAGUCAGGAAAAUAGCGAUCCUGACACCAGUGAAGCGAAGGUAGCGAGCACGGAAAAGGAGGAGGAGUCAGAGGACUGGUGGCAAAAUGCCCAAGCGGCCCUUGGAAUGACUCAAAAAGAUGAAGAACCUGAGCAAGCAAAGCUGGAAGAAGAGCAGCCAGUGGAGGAGGAAAAAACCAUAAAAGAAGAAGAAACGCCUGCAGAGGAAGAAGAGAUUGUGGCAACAUCAGAAGCGCUGGAGGAAGAGGAGGAAAAGCAAGUGGAGCAGAAAGAAGAAGAAGAAGUCAAGGCAGAGGAAAGUGAGGAAGCGCCAGCGGAGGAGCAACAAGAGGAACGCCCACCACCUGAAGCGCCAGGCAUGGAGGAUGCCAACCUCAUCGUGCGUGUCGACAUUGAACCGAAGAGACAAAAAGUGUCCAAAGGAGCAAAGGCUAUAGAGAACCUCAUGUCCAGACCUGACCGCGAAGUUCUCGAGGCCAUGGCUCAGGAAGGAUGGGAGGUGGAAGUAGUUGAUGAGUCCAAAGGUUUGUACAUGUUGUCGCUGCCGCCAGUCCUCUAUGAGGUAAUGGGCACAAGUGUUUCCAUUCCAGCCCCACGCUUCCCAGAGGGAGAACAUCCAAAUUUAAGGAGCGACUGGAGGGAGACCUGGUUUUGCAGAAUGGCGAAGGAAUCUUCACCCUUCAGCUGGGUUUUCCCUUUAGGACCAAGCUCUGCAUUUCUGCUGCUGGCUGGACGAGGGCCAAAGUGGGCUCCGAAGGCGAUGAAAUUCUCUCAUCCAACUUCGUAGAGGUCGGCAUCCAGCUUCCCAAGGUUCCUGGCCUGACCAACAUCAUGGAGUACUUUGUGAAGAAUUACGGCACACAGUCUACGCAAGAAUGCACUGAUGCUUUGGCAAGAGCAGCAGAGCGACUGCCAGAGACACCCUUGCAGAGCAUCGAAGACACAAUGAAGGAGUUUUUAAAGCCCUUGACCGAUCCAGAAGGGAAGGAGAAAAAGCUCGUAGAGAGCAGGCCUGGAAGGCCGCCAACCUGAGCCAAGUUUGUCUGUUGGAGGUUUUGGGCGCACAUCGGGUUUCACCACUUUCAUUUAAUUUUCUAAAAAGGCAUAUCAAGGCAUAAUUGUUUAAAUGUGCCUCGAAAUGUCAAGAUAGAGUAGUGGUCUUUCGCUGCGGCGAUGCUUUGCUUGAGCCGCUGGAGAAGGAUCUGAAAAA
This is a messenger RNA of Cladocopium goreaui, 2117 nucleotides long. NCBI's taxonomy places the organism in Eukaryota, Dinophyceae, Suessiales, Symbiodiniaceae. The record is from the annotation of a GenBank genome assembly.